Molecule: messenger RNA, 1044 nt
Organism: Synchytrium microbalum
Lineage: Eukaryota; Fungi; Chytridiomycota; Chytridiomycetes; Synchytriales; Synchytriaceae
Exons: 5
Coding region: 1-1044 (347 amino acids)
Biological process (GO): transmembrane transport
Source: RefSeq, a predicted model, not a curated record
AUGGAAGCCUAUAAACCAACUAUACCACGGAUUCCUAUAUUCAAUAAGGAUGAGAUUGCCAGAGGACAUCAUCUAACUCAAGUGCAAAAGUAUCGAAAUCAUUUCUGUGCUGGAGCAAUAGCUUUAUCGUCUUCUUUUGCUGCUAUGCACUUUCUAGACACAUACAAGAUCAUAAUACAGAAUACAGCAGGAAAAUCAACCUCCCUAAAACUAAACCUAUUCUCUAUAAACACUCUAAAACACCUAUCCCGGGGCUUCCUAGUCUCUGUAAUUGGAGCAGGCCCACAGGGAGGUCUCCGUCUAGCCACAUACGAAUGGACGAAAUCACACAUCCUACACAACCCGUCGAAAAAGCAACAAGGAUCAUGGAUACCCACCUUUGGUCCAAUAGUAGCAUCCGCUCUAGCAGCCAUAUCAGGAGACACUGUGUCCAGUAUCGUCAAAGUGCCUCGUGAGGUUAUUACUACCAGACUACAGACUGAGGCUAUUGGGUCAGCGAGUGGUACCAAGCCGUCGUUUACGAGGGCUGUGGCCUCGAUAUAUAAGCAGGAAGGUGUUAUGGGAUUCUUUAGAGGAUUUAGUAGUACUACGCUAAGGGACUGGCCCUUUAUGAUCAUCUUGUUUACUUCGUAUGAGAGUUUCAAGAAGGUUCACGAGCAAAUCAUGAGUAAUGGAUCUAGUGAUGAGGAUGAGGAGAUUGCUAUAACUACCUUGAAAUCAACCUUGUUUGGUGGUAUAUCAGGCAAGUUCGUGUGUGCCUUGGCUGGAUACUUGACUACACCAUUCGAUGUAGUGAAAACCAAAAUAAUGACCGCAUCACCUAUAAAAACUAGUCGUAGAACAAUCCGAUCCGUCACUCGUGAAUUGUACGAGAAUCAAAAGGCGGUACUAGAGGCUGCUGGCACAGCUCCACGAGGAUUGAAACUGUAUAAAGCGUUCUGGACGGGGGCGGUUCCUCGGUCGACAUGGUGGUUUUGUGUUUGCUCCAUCUUCUUCCCUGUUUAUGAAUCUAUGAAAGAAACUUUCCGUGAUAUGUCCAUAUAA